Mytilus trossulus (common blue mussel) is the source of this 424-nucleotide messenger RNA. RefSeq lists its product as uncharacterized. NCBI's taxonomy places the organism in Eukaryota, Metazoa, Mollusca, Bivalvia, Mytilida, Mytilidae. The transcript has 3 exons. The record is from RefSeq and is a predicted model, not a curated record. Bases 41 to 424 code for a protein of 127 amino acids.
AAUUGGACAAACAUUAUUUUUCACCACUCACUCGUUUCUUAUGACUUUAAGGCAUAAAUUAAGAAAACUGCAACAAAAAGUUAAACGUGGUGCUGAAACAGAAAGCGACAGUGACGGUCUUGUUUUCGACAUCUCACCGUACAAGGCACCAGUGAAGAAGCCUGCAAAAAGGAAACUGCCAGUGACAACAGUAGAACAAGCUACGCUGAUUACACCAGUUACUCUUGAAUCCAAGGGAACUCAGACACUGCAAAUCAAGAAUUUAAAGCAUGUAAAAGAUUUGAAUACUGUUUCUGCUUUAAAGGUUCGUAUAAAAUAUUACAGGAUACAAAACUGCAAACUGAAAUUGAACCUGGCCAGAAGAUUACAUAUAAUGCAGAAAAAAAUUAAGAAUUUCGAAAGACGAUUAUCUAAUUUGAAUUAG